This is a messenger RNA of Porites lobata, 2122 nucleotides long. The record is from the annotation of a GenBank genome assembly. NCBI's taxonomy places the organism in Eukaryota, Metazoa, Cnidaria, Anthozoa, Scleractinia, Poritidae.
AUGGAGGAAUUGAGUGCGGAAUGUGAUUGUAGUGAUGACAGCAAGAUUUUAACGGAAGUAGAUAGUAAUAAGAUCAAAGUUAUCGAAACUAGAAAAUCAGAAAGCACAUAUCUAAGAGAAGAAGAUGUACCUGGAGCAAUUUUACCUCGAAAAAUACCAGAAGAAUGUACCGUAAAACAGCUGCAGCGAUGGCUCCUUUGCCGUGGAGCUAAAACAACUGGGAAGAAAAUGCAGCUUGUUCAAAGGUAGGAGAACUUAAGGGCCAUUUGAAAACUUCUUAUUACUGCCCCUGUUCUUUUCGUUACGUUAUUAAGCCAUGAUAUUCCAAGAAUAUCGCCUGUACCUACUUUGGUAUUUUUUUUUUCGUUUUAGAGUAAAGGACUAUAUUGCUGGUGGACUAAGCUCUAAGAUUAAGGACCCUGAUGGUGGAAUUCAUUUAGCGAAAGCUAAAGCUAGCCUGGGACUCAUGGAGGAAAUUAACGCCAAGAAACUCAAAGAAAACUUUCCAGUAGAUGGCUUUACAGAAGAUUUAAAUAUUCUACCUGCCAUAUCAUUUGGUACAAUAUGGAGGUAUAUGAUUGAAGAAAGUGAUGCUAAGAAGCAAUUAUCCACUGCUAAACCUCUCGUCAAGGGAUACAACUUUUUUAAAUCUGGCCAUGUCCUUAGCAUUAAAUGCAGGGAGUCUGACGGAAAAUUUUACAUAAAAAGUCAAGUUCUUCCAUCAAUGAAAAAGACUGUUUUGUAUAAUUGCUAUAUUGUUUUGAACAAAUGUGGCAAGGUGAUGACAGCUUAUGAUGGUUGCCCAGCUGGAAUAGAUGGCAGAUGUAACCAUGUAACUUCAACACUGUUUGCACUGGAAGAGUUCUUCAAACAAAGUAAAGCACCUGUGAAUCCUUCCUUAACACCUGCAAUAUCAUGCACUUCAAAGCCAUGUGUAUGGAAUGUCCCAAGAAAAAGGAAAGUUGACAACCUGCCAAUUUCACAGGCCAAAUUUAGAAAGCAUCAGCAUGGAAAACCUCACAAAAGUGAGGAUAAAGCUCUACCAUCAACAAGGGAUGUCAGGGCACCACACCAGCAGAACCCAAGUCUAAACACUGAUGCUAGCAAUUUGUUACAUCAUGUCAAGGAAAUUGAGAAAAAGACAGGCAAAAAGAUGGCACUGAGUCUAAUUCUACCACAGAAAACUUUGGAGGAGAAUAAAGAAAGGAUUUCAGUUGAACAUAAUUAUUGCACACCUCUGACUCCCAUUGAACCUGUUGAAACAGAAGGAAACAUUUGUACAGUGUCAACUGAACUGUUAUCACCAGUGAAGUGCCAUCCAGUGAGUUUGGAAGAAAUAAAGGAAAGAUGCAUAAAACUUAAGAAAAGGCUUUUUGUCGAUGAAAAGGAUGUUGAUCGAAUUGAAAAAGAGACAGUGGGUCAAUCAGCAAAUGAAAACUGGAAUCUGCAUCGAAAAAUAAGAAUAACUGCGUCAAAAUGCCAUCGAAUUGCCACUUUGCAAGCAACUACCUCCCCAACAAAGGCCAUUGAAGAGGUCUUACAUUACAAGCAGAUACCUCAAACAAGGGCAAUGAAAGAGGGUUUGUCAAGGGAAGGUGCUGUUAUUGCUGAAUACAUCAAAUCAAAGAAACUGGACAAUCAAAAUGUAAUAGUGCAACCAUGUGGACUUUUCAUCAGCAAAUCUCAUAAUUACCUCGCCGCAUCUCCAGAUGGCUUAGUAUACAAUGCUGACUCCACUGAGCUAAAUUCAAGUGGACUUGUUGAAAUAAAAAUUGUCUUCCUAAAGGAGAAUGAGACUUUGUACCAAGCACUUGUCAGAAAAAGAAUCUUUCUUCCUGGUUCAACGGAUGGACACCUGGUCAUCAACCAAAAACACAAGUAUCACUAUCAAGUGCAGCAACAGAUGUUUGUUGCACAGAAAUCAUGGGUUGAUCUGGUGGUAAAGGGAGUUAAAGAUCUUCCAGACAGAUCAAUUGUAGACACUGAUGGUGUUUUCAUUUCAACAGUCAACUUUAAUCGUGAAUUCUGGACCUCAGUACUUCCAAAACUUGAGGCAUUUUAUAAUGAGCACAUUCUUGUAGAACUUGCUUAUCCGCGUGUUAAAUUGGUCUUUCAAGAUUAG